AUGGUGGCGCGUAAGAAAUCCUCAUAUGAAUCGAAGAAAGAUAGAACUCCCCCGCCCUCCUCUCCUCAAACGCCGUAUGAGACCCAAACGAUAAUCAAGAAUGCCGUCCCGAACGUCGAGGAAAGACGUGCACGGUUUGGAAGGAUGGACUUCAAAUUAACCAAAGAGCAACGAGGCCUAAGACGACAGCCCAUUCUCAUCACGGCACCCCCACCAGUGGUUAGCCCCUACACGCUCAGGCACCGCAAACGCGUUUUCCGCUAUACAGCGAAGAAACAUGUGCAACGGUCCGACCAGGCGGAGCUCCCUCGUCAGACCGUCGUCUCGCCACCGAUUUUGAUGGGUACGCAAUCGAUGGCGGCGUCCGAGUCUGCCCUCCGCGCUUCCUACGGCAGAGAACACGCUCGCGCCACCGCCCCCAGAGCGAACCAACGCCACAGUGGAGGUGCGAGAGGUUAUGGGAUCGAAUUCGAGUCGCAAGGUCCCCCCUCCGCACUACCGCAUCCAAUCAUUCCAUCUCUCCAAGCGGCGCACCCUCCCAACCUAUCCCCAGCACCGUCUUCCCUUGUGGAUAGACCGAAGCGCUCUUACCAUCGCGACAGACGCACCCCCAACUUUCCGCGUCGUCUUGGGUCACCCUACGUCGAUACCCGGCAGAGGCCCACUCCGUAUGACAAGCCGCAGGCCCCGGUCGACACGUCGAAGCGGAUCAAGGCAGGCGCGGAGGCAUCGGCGCCGCGAGCUACUGGCGCUUCGGCUUCCAACGCGGUUGACCUUGCCUUUGGCCACCUUCAGCCUGGUGUCGCGACAGGAUGGCUACAGAGCGGCGCCAGCUAUGUCUCGUGGACGGGAACGCCGCACUUUGGCACGACCGCGAGUUACCCGACCUUCAGCGACGGCCAGCGCCGCGGCGUUUUCACUUCCGCGCACAUCUUCGACGCCCGGUACUCGCAGGAACAUCUCGGCGAGAUGGCCCUUGCUGGCCAGCAUGUGGGGCGCAUGCAUUAUCCUCAGCAUAUGCAGCGUGUGGACGCAUCGGACAUACCUGUGCCGAGGCAAGUACAGUUGCCUCCUCACGCCCCCCGCGUCGCCGUCAAGAUGGGGUCCCAUCCGUUCCAGCCUGCACUCCAGGAAGUUCAUUCCCAUGCUGGUACAGACGCUCGUCUCAUCACCGCCGCACCCUCGUCUCGAUCCCGGGGUGAUCCCACCCCGUCCUUCCAUCGCCCCAGCCCCGAGCGACAGAGCGAGCUUCGGGACGCUCUCCCAGGGUCCGUCACCUCCACAACCCACCGGAUCGACAGUGGGCGUUACGGUGGCGGCACCGUCGUUGCGAACGAGUCUGAUACUAUAUGGACAGCUCAGACUGCGGGGUCCGACGAGGCUAUCAGUCUUGAGCUGCAGCCGGCUUCAGGGAGCGCUCAUGAAGCGACAGCUCGUUAUCCCCAGAUAUCUCCCCUCCUCGGUGAGAAGUGGAGGGAUUCGCUCCCGCUAACUCCCCCGCAAGUCGGUCUAGCAAACUCGGAAGAUCACCUCAAAGAGUUUCGCAAUGCGCCGAAAGUGCGCAUGAGCACAUAUUCCUCGUUGGAUGGGGCGGUGUCCCCAAUGUUUUGA
Trametes versicolor FP-101664 SS1 is the source of this 1611-nucleotide messenger RNA. RefSeq lists its product as uncharacterized. The record is from RefSeq and is a predicted model, not a curated record. The transcript has 3 exons. Bases 1 to 1611 code for a protein of 536 amino acids. NCBI's taxonomy places the organism in Eukaryota, Fungi, Basidiomycota, Agaricomycetes, Polyporales, Polyporaceae.